AUGCCUUCUCAAUCUACCCCAGAGUCAGCCUUUGACCAUGUUAUUCUUCUUAUUCCACAUGCCCAGCUUACGUCAAUUCCUCAAUGGCUGUCAGAAGCCUUUACGAUCCUCGACGGUGGUGUGCACGAGGGCGGCAUGACCGAGAACAAGCUCAUCAUCUUCCAAGACGGUCUAUACUUGGAGCUCAUUGCCUUUGUUGACGGCUUGAAUCCGCGGCAUAGAGCAAUGCACCCGUGGGGCAAGCAGCCGGACGGACACAUCAUCCACUGGGCUCAUACCAUCCUGAGCCGUGAGGAAGAAGAAGGCACGAAUACAUCGGAAGAACGGUUCCGUAUUGUCCAAGCAAGAAUUAAAGAUUCCAAAGUCGGAAUCAAGUACCGUGACCCAGAGCCUGGGUCCAGGACAAUGGCAGACGGAUCGAAACGCAUCUGGGCCAACGCUAUACCCAACUUUGACGACUACAAAGGUCAAAUCUUGAUCAAUCAACAGCCAUUCUGGACAUUUGAUCGGACUCCGAGGUCUCUUCGAGCACCCACUACGCCAGAAAAUACGUCUCAUCCUUCAGGCGUUGUUGGUGUUGCUGCAAUCUCUCUGUUCAUCAAGGACAAGCAGACGUUGGAUAACGUAGUUCCUCUCUACAGUGCUAUUUUCGACAAGCCUGGUGCUGAAGAGACUGUGUCGGAUAACGUCGUGCGAUAUAAAUGGGAGGGCGCAGCGCCUGCCCACAGCGAGUUUGGAAAGAGGCACUUCUACCUCUAUCACGGAGUUGAAGGGGCUUUUACUGAGGAGGAGAUGGCUGAGGCUAAUGGAGUGGUGCCUGACAUUUUCAUUAAGCUGUCUUUGUACACUAAGGGAGAAGCUGGCGCUAUCAAAGGAACUCUCGUUGAGGGAACGCUCAUUACUCUUGAGCUGAUUCCAGUUACAUCUUCAUAA
Molecule: messenger RNA, 933 nt
Organism: Trichoderma aggressivum f. europaeum
Lineage: Eukaryota; Fungi; Ascomycota; Sordariomycetes; Hypocreales; Hypocreaceae
Exons: 1
Coding region: 1-933 (310 amino acids)
Source: RefSeq, a predicted model, not a curated record